AUGCGUACUUCUUUCGCCGUUCUGGCCCUCUCGGCUGCCUCUGCUGUCUCUGCCCAGCGCAAGGUCUUCACUGCCGCCGACAUCAACGUCGGCGCUCUCAGUAUCAACGAGAAAGCUCAAUGGUGUAUCGCCCAGCGCAACACUUGCCUGUCCCUCUGCAAUGAUAGUACCAAUAACAACACCUGUGACGCGCCCACCCUCCAGUACUCUUGCCUGUGCUCCUCCAACGGCUCCGCCCCCGGUCUCGAGUACUACCAACAGAGUUUGCCCAGCUACAUCUGCGUCCAGGCAAACAAUGAUUGCAUCCUCGCCAACGUUGGCAACAAGAACGGCCAGGAUAACUGCACCACGUCCAUCAAGUCUCAGUGUGGCAACCUCACCGUUCAGGCUAACCAGGCAUCUGGUUCCGCCUCGGCCACGUCUGCGGCCACCCAAGCUCCCAGUGCAACUGGCGGCUCCAAUGCUGGCGGCACUGCGGCCCCCAGCACUUCCACCUCGUCCGCGUGGGCCGUCCCGACUGCCAACCCUGCCCGCUACGGCAACGCUGCUGCCGUUGCUGCCAUUGGUCUCUUUGCUUACAUGCUCUGA
Molecule: messenger RNA, 588 nt
Organism: Colletotrichum navitas
Lineage: Eukaryota; Fungi; Ascomycota; Sordariomycetes; Glomerellales; Glomerellaceae
Exons: 3
Coding region: 1-588 (195 amino acids)
Source: RefSeq, a predicted model, not a curated record